GUCACUGGCGUUGACUCGAGCUACGAACACCCACAACCAACACGCCGAAAACAGGACACAACAAUACAUUUUCUCUGAUAAACAACUUCAGCAUGGCAGGGAAAAGUCUUGCGCAAGACUUGUUCGAGGAUAUGGGCCGGAAGGUGGCGGAGGCGAGCGCGCAAGAGGGCGGCGAAGAUGGCAGCAAAGUUGUCGACGAGAUUGAGAGCCUGUGCAUGAACUGCCAUGAGAAUGGCACUACGCGACUUCUCCUCACCAAAAUCCCCUACUUCCGCGAAAUCGUCAUCAUGUCCUUCGAAUGCCCACACUGCCACUUUAAGAACGCCGAAGUCCAGCCAGCAGGAGAGAUACAACAGCGGGGAGUCAAGAUCACCCUCAGAGUAGAUGCUGCCGAAGAUCUAAACCGGCAAAUCGUGAAGAGCGACACCGCGGUGUUCAGAGUCGAGGACAUAGAUCUGGAGAUUCCUCCCGGCCGUGGCCAGCUCACAAAUGUGGAGGGGAUUCUGACCAUGGUCGCACAAGAUUUGGAACAAAAGCAAGAUGAGCGGAAAGAGGUGAUGCCGGAGAUCUAUGAGAAGAUCCAGGGCGUAAUCGAGACUGUGAAGGCGAUGGCGAGCGGCGGUAAAGUGCCCUUCAAGAUCACCGUCGACGAUCCGGCCGGCAACUCGUCGAUUGAGCCCUCGAUACAAGACACCGCCGCCAAGUAUUUCCGUCACGAAUAUCCCCGAAGUCCUGCCCAGAACGCAGCGUUAGGUCUCGGGGACACCACAGGGGAGGCACCAGCAUCAGAAGUCCGUCCUGAAUACCACGCCACCCAGAUGUAUCCCCAGAUGCCCAGCGGGCCAAUGGUGAACAACGUGGACGAAGACAUCGUGGAGAACCAGGUCUAUUCUUUCCCCGCCAGCUGCCCAGGAUGCACGAAGCCCUGCACGACAAAUAUGAAGAUGGUAAAUAUUCCACACUUCAAGCAAGUGGUGCUUAUGAGCACUGUAUGCCCUCACUGCGGAUAUAGGAGUAAUGAGGUCAAGACCGGAGGCGAGGUCCCUGAGAAGGGCCGUCGAAUAACGGUAUCCGUCGAGAACAAGGAGGACCUCUCGCGAGACAUCCUAAAGUCGGAAUCUUGUGCUAUGGCAUGUCCAGAGCUCCAUCUCAGCGUUGAACCCGGAACUCUCGGCGGCCGAUUCACUACCAUCGAAGGACUUCUCACUCAGGUCCGCGACGACCUCCACUCUUCCAUUUUCGACACCGGUGAUAGCGGAGACUCGAUGGACAGCGCAACCAAGGAGAAGUGGGACAGCUUCUUCGGCCAACUCACAGCGGCCAUCAACGGCGACGUCAAGUUCACCGUUAUCCUGGAAGACCCGCUAGCCAGCAGCUACGUUCAAAGCUUUGCUGCACCAGAGCCAGAUGCGCAGAUGAAGGUUGAAGACUACGAGCGGACGGAGGAAGAAGAGGAGCAUCUCGGCCUUCGCGACAUGAAGACCGAGGGGUAUGAAGAGGAGCAACCAGCGGCAAACGGGGUGACGACAAACGGCGGGACGGCCAAUAUUACAUGAGCAGAGGUAGCUGCCAGAUUUCCUUAGCAUGCAUCUGGGGUCCGUAGAUACCAAGGCUUCGUCAGCCUAAUAGAGCAUUGUCCUCGAUCUC
This is a messenger RNA of Trematosphaeria pertusa, 1647 nucleotides long. RefSeq names its product zinc finger protein-like protein zpr1. Gene Ontology annotation, cellular component: nucleus; cytoplasm. The record is from RefSeq and is a predicted model, not a curated record. Gene Ontology annotation, molecular function: zinc ion binding. The transcript has 3 exons. The coding region runs from base 93 to 1556 and encodes 487 amino acids. Lineage: Eukaryota; Fungi; Ascomycota; Dothideomycetes; Pleosporales; Trematosphaeriaceae.